AAAAAUAUAAAACAAUUAGAUCAGAGUUAUAGAACACUAUUUUUCCCUACAAAAAUUCAACCUGUAGUUUAUAGCAAGAUACCGAAGUUCAUUGAUCAAAAGUUUAACUGAAAAAAACAAUCAACGUUCUGUACACACUAAAAAAGCCAAUGGUCUCAAGAUGAGCCAGUGCAAUAUCUCUUGUAACGCUCUUCUGAUUGAAUCUAUUUCCUUCGGCAGCUAUGACGAGCUUGCAAAAAGGUAUGAGCGAUUCGAUGGGGAUCUACAUGUCAAGGGCAAUGGUAACCAGUUGAAUGGUUUUAUUUUGAACACUGAAAGAGAUGCCAACGGUAAGACCUAUAUGUGGCACACAGGUCUUGUCAAAGUAGAAGGCCACAAUUACCACAUUUCUGGUAUGAGGAAGAACAACUCUGGUUUUGGUUUGUUAAACACGACCUAUUUUAUACACCAUGGUGUCAUUAAGGUCUUAGGAAAUGGAAACGAAAUAGAUCGUUUGUUUCUUGAGGCACGCGAAGAUGCUGGCGCUUUGCAUAAUGUGGGCAUUCAAAUUCUUGGAAACGGCAAUGUAGUGAGGGACCCAGCUUUUCACGACAAUCGUAAGACCAACGCAACGACCACUAUUGAGGUCAGUGACAUUAUACAAAUAACUGGAAUGGGGAACAUCUCUUGUGGCUUAUACACCUACGUAGAUCCUAACAGUCUUCCUACAGCUAAAACUGUUAAAGUAAACGUUCGAAACAUCAGGAAUCCCCAGCCGACAAGUUCGAAUCCAUGCGGAGCUCCAUGUCAGAAUAACGAAGGUCCAUAUCAGGUCCAGCUCUCUGCUGAACACGAACAUAAUUUCAUUGGUCAGAAGACUCAGACUCAAGGUGUUCAGGCUAAGACUCGAGAUGGUCAGACGACUCAGACUCAAGGUGUUCAAGCUAAGACUCGAGAUGGUCAGACGACUCAGACUCAAGGUGUUCAGGCUAAGACUCGAGAUGGUCAGACGACUCAGACUCAAGGUGUUCAGGCUAAGACUCGAGAUGGUCAGGUGGGUAUUUCUAGGGCGACCCUUUCAAGUCAAACUGACAAUGCUUCAAGUGGUCAUCUCUAUGAAGGUCCAGGCAAAACUAGUCAGACUGAAACUGAGUUAAACUCACAGCCGGCACAGGAGCUCGUUCGAGAACUAGAAAUCCUGAAAACACAGCGCCUCUGUAAAGUAUGCUUCAGUCAGAACGCUGGCGUAACGUUCGCACCUUGCGGUCAUUUGGCUUCUUGUGUGGACUGCUUCUCAACUGUUGACCGCUGUCCAGUUUGCCUGUCCAGCAUUGAUGGCAUUGUAAAAACAUUUUUUCCGUAAAUGAAACAUGUAGAUUGAGAAGAAUUUUAGAAUAAAUGACAGAUAAUAUAUUAUAUUUAUAAACUGUAUAAUUACAGUAGUAUGGGCAGCAGCGUGGCUAAGAAAGUAAGAGAGUGUGCGGACCUCAUUGGUAGGUACUUUUUACGAAUUAGCUAGAUAAUCCAGAAAAUUUAAAAUUGAUUUUAUUACAUAAAUCGUUUAAGAAGGAAGAUUGGGGGCGGUAUGACACCGAAGCAGGACGUUUUGGCGUGAUGGUCGUUUUGGAGCAGCCAUUUUAGCGCGAAUAGUUCUGGUGCGAGAUGUUUUAGUCACAUUUUCAUUUUUUUUUGCUCUUAUUACGUUGUGUAUGUGUGUUUGUGUUUAAACGUUCUGUAAAGAAAAAAAAAUGUUUUGUUAAUUUUUUCUUUAUUAGAUUUUGAAUUAAAGUUUGUUUGGGUCUUUUGUUAGAGCACAAACAUUCGAAUGUGUGCGUGGCGGAUUAUUUCGGCCACAGGGUUUGAACCCUGGACCAUAAAUACGACAUAUCUCUAGUUCAUACCUAAUACCAGGCAGUGAUCAAUAGUUCACUAAAUGUGUUUAUGAAACAUUUUAAAUUAUUAAAACUUAUUUUCAUGGAAAAGUGGUAAGGGGUGACUGUAUACUAUAUAUACUAGGCUAGAGCCUAGUGGAAAAAAAUGUUUAUUAUAAAAAGAUUUGUGUUUACAUAUUGUCUAUGUCACCUCUCCCGUCAAAACUGCUGCGAAAAAAAGGCUGCGCUAAAAACGACCACCGCGUGAAAGCGGCGAUGGCAAAACGUCAUGUACCCUAUUACACCAUUCGCUGAUCACACCAAGUGACAACAACUUAGCGAGCCACUGGUUGGGGGUAUAUAGUAUAAAGAGAUAGGCGUAUGUGUACUGUUAGAUAGGUAGAUUAUUAAGAGUAUUUUUGAAUUGAUUUUUUUUAAAUUACAGCUUCGUUACUAUUUCGUCCAAUGAAGAUUCCGAUACUUUACAUUACACUAUACAUACAUUGUUUUAAAAUAUUUAUUUGACAUUCUGAAUAAAGCCUUUACUAGUAGUGUGUACUAUAUAUAUAUAUAUAUAUAUAUAGAGAGAGAGAGAGAGAGAGAGAGAAAAGAGAGAAAAGAGAGAGAGAGAGAGAGGUAGCUAUAGAUAUAUAUGUAGAUAAACACUUCAUAAAUCACUUGAUGUGAAAUCUAAUAUUGAAUUUAAGAUAUUUUUAUUUUUUGUGA
This is a messenger RNA of Biomphalaria glabrata, 2576 nucleotides long. RefSeq lists its product as uncharacterized. The transcript has 9 exons. Lineage: Eukaryota; Metazoa; Mollusca; Gastropoda; Planorbidae. Bases 161 to 1342 code for a protein of 393 amino acids. The record is from RefSeq and is a predicted model, not a curated record.